Messenger RNA from Hippoglossus stenolepis (Pacific halibut), 1412 nucleotides. RefSeq lists its product as uncharacterized. The record is from RefSeq and is a predicted model, not a curated record. Lineage: Eukaryota; Metazoa; Chordata; Actinopteri; Pleuronectiformes; Pleuronectidae. The transcript is spliced from 3 exons. Bases 157 to 1164 code for a protein of 335 amino acids.
GUCUCCCUGCAGAUCUCUGAUUGUCAGGUGACGACCAGACACUCGCUCACGUAUUGAUCUUCUCGUCUGAGGCUGAGAAGGGAUUUUUAGGUUUCCAGUACCUUGUUCCUUCUAGUGGGAAACUUCUUGUGUAUUUCUCUCCAUAGAAAUAUAAAAAUGCAUCGAAAAGCUGUGAUCUUCGCCCUGUCAUUCUUGACAAUUUCAGCGUACCCACUGCACCGUGACACCAGGGAAGCAACCUGGACUGAUUCCAAAGCAAACCAGGCUCAUGACAAGACAGACCUCACAAAGGAUGUGAAUAAUCUCUACAAAAGUCACCUGGACAGCAGCAGCCUUUACAACAAAGAGGAUGACCACAACACAAACCCUGUGGUAGAAGAGAUGCAGCGCAAACUCAUCAUGGAGUCAGAGCGUCUGCGUACCCGUCUGCGCCAAGAGCUGGCCGAGCUGCAGGAGAGGUUGUCCUCAUCUCCAGCCCACCUCAGCUCCACCCUGGCCAGCCUCAGGGAGCUCUUGGCUCCCCUCACCCAGCAGCUUCAGAGCUCCCUCAGUAGCAACACCCAAGAACUGUGCGGCCAGCUGAGCCUCUACCUGCAGGACCUGGAUACAGCAGAUGCCCGGGCAGAGGCCCAGGCAGAGACCGGCAGUGCGGCUCGCCACCAGGAAACCUUCCACUGGAUGACACAAGUCCUGGACGGCAGCAGUUCCAAGCUGGCCAACGUCAUCACUGACUUCCAUAGUAAAACUGCCGGGGUGAUUGAACGUUUCACAGAGAUCAGUGCUAACGAGGAGGACGCAGCCAGGUCAGAUGUCUGGCAGGUGAUGAGCUCCAGGUUGGGACAGGAAGUGAGUUCACUGAGGGGGGAGACACAGAACAUGGUGGGGGCUCUGAAAGAAGGGCUCGCUGCUCUGCUGGAAACCUCAGUACCUUCUGAAGCUAAAGUGACAGCGAGUGUGGAGUGGUUCUGCCAGAAGGCUGCCUCACUGGGCCAAGUGUUUCAGAUCCGGAUGGAGAAGUUGUUUCAGGAGCUGGAGGAGCAGAGAGCCUCCAGCCUGUCUCCCUCCUCUUCCUCCUCUUCGUCCACGCAGCCUGCUGGCUCUCUGCAGGAGGACUUUUCCGUUAAACUCUCAGCUCUGAUCCAAGACAUUCUGCACUCAGUGUAGAGACAGACCCCUGAGUAUUAUUAUUUAAAUAUUACUUAAAAUGGUCCAUUUAAAAUGAAUCUUGUACAUGAUAUGUUUUUUGUUUGCCACUGUAACAGCCAAGUAAGUAGCAUGUAAAUAUUUUUGAAUGUAUGGAUGUGAUUGAUGUAUAUGUUUCAUUCUGUAUGUGAAGGAGUGUGUCAAUAUGUGUUUACUGUACCAUGUGAUAAGAUGCUGCCUGUGGAGAGUAAAGUUAUUGCUGAUACAAA